This is a messenger RNA of Scophthalmus maximus (turbot), 2882 nucleotides long. It is a transcript of the gene prickle3, whose product is annotated as prickle homolog 3. The coding region runs from base 247 to 2517 and encodes 756 amino acids. The transcript is spliced from 11 exons. The record is from RefSeq and is a predicted model, not a curated record. Gene Ontology annotation, molecular function: zinc ion binding. Lineage: Eukaryota; Metazoa; Chordata; Actinopteri; Pleuronectiformes; Scophthalmidae.
UGUUCCCCCACACAGACCAGCUUGUCGUCUCAGUCGCCGCAGUAGUUCGCUCGGUGUCGAAUAGAGAAGAAGAGAAGAAGAGAAGAGAAGAAGAAGAGAAGAAGAAGAGAAGAAGAGAAGAAGAGAAGAAGAAGAAGAAGAAGAGAAGAGCAUCAUGUAGUUCAACACACACUGCUCACUGGACACACCGACGUGUGUGUGUGUGUGUGUGUCACCUGGACACUGUCCUCUCGUCUCAUCGACGUCAUGUUCCUGCGCGGCUCGAAGAAGCGACGCUCGACCCGCUCGAAGCAGCAGGAGGACGAGGACCCGGACGGAGGUCAGCCCUGUACCCGCUGUGGAGACCAGUGCCCCGGCUUCCGUGUGCACGGCUGGAGGAAAAUCUGCGUUCACUGUAAGUGUGCGCGGGAGGAGCACGUGGUCCGCUCGGUGCCGGGCCAGCUGGAGAAGAUGAUGACCAAGCUGGUGUCGGACUUCCAGAGACACUCCAUCUCCGACGACGACUCGGGCUGCGCCUCCGAGGAGUACGCCUGGGUCCCGCCGGGGCUCAAGCCCGAACAGGUGUACCAGUACUUCAGCUGCCUGCCCGAGGACCGGGUCCCGUACGUCAACAGUCCCGGGGAGAGACAACGGAUCAAGCAGCUGCUGCACCAGCUGCCGGCCCACGACAGCGAGCCUCAGUACUGUAACUCUCUGGACGAGGAGGAGAAGAAGGAGCUGCGUCUGUUCAGUCAGCAGAGGAAGAGAGAGAACCUGGGCAGAGGCGUCGUCAGACUGUUUCCUGUCACCAUGACGGGAGCCAUAUGUCAACAGUGCGGCAGGCAGAUCUGCGGCGGGGACAUCGCGGUGUUCGCCGGUCGGGCCGGACACGGCAGCUGCUGGCACCCCCAGUGUUUCCAGUGCUCGUCCUGCAGCGAGCUGCUGGUCGACCUCAUCUACUUCCACCAGGACGGACAGAUCUACUGUGGCCGGCACCACGCCGAGCGGCUGAAGCCUCGCUGCCAGGCCUGCGACGAGAUCAUCCUUGCAGACCAGUGCACCGAGGCAGAAGGACGAUACUGGCACAUGAAGCACUUCUGUUGUUUCGAGUGCGAGGCGUCGCUGGGCGGUCGGCGCUACAUCAUGAGGGAGAGUCGACCGUACUGCUGCGCCUGCUACGAGUCGCUGUACGCAGAAUACUGCGACAGCUGCGGAGAACACAUCGGGAUCGACCAGGGACAGAUGACGUACGAGGGGCAGCACUGGCACGCCGUGGAGUCGUGCUUCUGCUGCGCCCGCUGUCACCUGCCUCUGCUGGGACGCCCCUUCCUCCCGCGGGCCGGGCUCAUCUUCUGCUCACGGCCCUGCUCGCUGGGCGAAGACCCCGACAACUCAGACUCCUGCGACUCGGCGCUGCAGAGCCGACGGGUCGCGUCGGCGCCGGAGAAACACCCGCAGCAGCAGCAGUGUGGUUCUCCACUGAAGCCACCGGAGGGCGUCAUGGUCACAGUGGAGAACAGAGCCGUCCGCUGCUCCGCUCUGGGUCAGAACGGACUUCCUGUUCCCAGAGGCUCCUCCUACUCGCCACUUCCACACAUUCACCUGGGAAACGGCUUCGGCCCAUCGUGGCCCAGCGACGUUCCUCAGUACACUUUACUGCCGGAGAACUGUGACAUCAUCAGACCUCCCAUCGGAGAACCGCAGGUCCAACAGGAACCAGAUGAGAUCACCGGACGAACGGGACUGAGCUCCAGAGGAACCUCAACGGAUAACGACUGUAGAAACUGGGUCGAGAAGACGAGUCCAGUUCUGCAAGCGUUCCCGCCCCUCCCCCCCGACAUCUCCUCCGUCCUCCCGCCUCCUCUGCCCGUCAAGAGUCGUGACCUGACGCCGCCGCCCCGCCCACCGGAGGACCGAGCGCCGGGUCCUAUUGCCCCCAUGACUCGCAGCGGCACCGCUCGAGUCAGCUUCAGAGAACCAAUCAGCAGCAGCUACUCUGUUGACGAUAACGAAGACGAUGAUGAUGAAGAAGAGCUGCGUGAGGAAGACGAGGGGGAGGGGGGUUUCAGGGUCCCGCCUCACAUGGAUCUACUCGACGGUUCGUCUCACCGGCAGCGAGGGGGGAGCUGCCACCCCUUGACCUCUGACCCCGGCUCUGAGAGGACAACCACACGCUCGCGGUCCGAUCGGCCGCGGCUCGACAGCCUGGACGUGAGAGGUGAGAGAGAACGGGACGUCCGCGGCUCGUCCAGCGCCGCCGCCCUGAGCCUCCAACCGGGACGCUACAAACACGAAGACUCCUGCUCCACCUGCUCCUCGUCCUCCGACUCCGAGGAGGAGGGCUACUUCCUUGGACAGCCAAUCCCCCUGCCCCCGCAGCUCCGGAAGGAUCCGCCUGCGGAUGGUGAGGACGGGGGGGCGGAGCCGCAGAGGGGGGCGGAGCUGCAGAGAGACUGGAGCCUGCGAGGCAGCGUGAGGCGGAGAAGAGGUCCGAGCGUCGGUGCGAAGGACAAAGAUAAAAACUGUGCGGUUUCCUAGCAACAGACGUCGAGGAACGAGAGAAACUAACGACCUCAUGGUUCUGGUUCUGGUUCUAGAGAAGCUUCAGGGAGUGAUGGCACAUUCCUCAGUUAUUGUUUAUUCAGAAUAUCUUAUUUUAGCUCUGCUGUAUUUCCAUUUUCUCUUAUGUGCAAUUUUUAUAUGGUUGUAAUAUAUUUUUUAAAAAUUAAACUGCAGUAAACUGGUAGUUUUUUUUGUACAAUCACAUUACGUUUGUGUGUUAAAAUGUUUCUGUCUGUAAUCACGUUGUUUAUUUUAAUAUUUAGUUCUUGGUGUUUCGUUUUGGAUAAAGAAACAGAUGAUGAUUGAUUGUGAACAAAUUUUAUUAAAUUUGUCUAAAUUUG